AUGGCAGGACAGGCGUUUAGAAAAUCUCUCUCACUCUUUGACCGAGUAUUGGUUGAAAGGAGUGCUGCUGAAACUGUCACCAAAGGAGGCAUUAUGCUUCCAGAAAGAUCUCAAGGAAAAGCAUUGCAAGCAACAGGAGUCGCUGUUGGAUCGGGUUCUAAAGGAAAGGGUGGAGAGAUUGAACCAGUCAGCGUGAAAGUUGGAGAUAAAGUUCUUCUCCCAGAAUAUGGAGGCACCAAAGUAGUUCUAGAUGACAAGGAUUAUUUCCUAUUUAGAGAUGGUGACAUUCUUGGAAAGUACGUAGACUGAAAUAAGUCACUAUUGAAAUGGCAUCAAUGUGAAGCUGCCCAUUCCACUGAAGUUCUGAAAUCUUUCAUCAUGUAAAUAAUUUCCAUAUCU
Molecule: messenger RNA, 399 nt
Organism: Saimiri boliviensis boliviensis (Bolivian squirrel monkey)
Lineage: Eukaryota; Metazoa; Chordata; Mammalia; Primates; Cebidae
Source: RefSeq, a predicted model, not a curated record